Knipowitschia caucasica is the source of this 795-nucleotide messenger RNA. NCBI's taxonomy places the organism in Eukaryota, Metazoa, Chordata, Actinopteri, Gobiiformes, Gobiidae. The record is from the annotation of a GenBank genome assembly.
AUGAUAAAGAAAAUGUCUUCGUGCGAAAACGCCUUUGACAUACCGGCCAAAAACUGCCACAGGAUGGUCAUUCUUGGCUCCACGAAAGUUGGGAAGACCGCCAUAAUCUCUCGGUUUCUCAAUGAAAGAUUUGAUGAGCAUUAUACACCAACAAUUGAGGACUUUCACAGAAAAUUCUACAGUAUCCGGGGACAAGUCUAUCAACUGGACAUUUUGGAUACGUCUGGAAAUCACCCGUUCCCAGCAAUCAGGAGACUUUCUAUUCUAACUGGUGAUGUGUUCAUCUUGGUAUUUAGCCUGGACAACAGGGAGUCGUUUCAGGAGGUGCAGCGUCUGAAGCGCCAAAUCCACGAGACCAAGUCCUGCCUCCGAAACAAGACCAAAGAAAACGUGGACGUCCCGCUGGUCAUCUGCGGCAACAAGAGCGAUAGAGACUUUUACCGCCAGGUCCAGGACGAGGAAAUCGAGAAGCUUGUUGGGGGAGACGAGCACUGUGCGUAUUUUGAAAUCUCAGCCAAGAAAAACAUCAACGUGGACCAAAUGUUUCAAACUCUCUUUACAAUGGCCAAACUGCCCAACGAAAUGAGCCCCGACCGUCACUGUAAAGUCACCCUGCAGUACAGCGAGGUGUUGCACAGAAAGUCGUUCAGGAGCAAGAAAUGCAAGGACGGGAACGCGUACGGCAUCGUGGCUCCGUUUGCGCGCAGACCCAGCCUGCACAGCGACCUGAUGUACAUCAAAGAUAAGGCCGUAGGGGGCAGUCAAACUAAAGAAAAGGGAUGCAUCAUCUGCUGA